Messenger RNA from Saccharomyces paradoxus, 1269 nucleotides. RefSeq names its product alpha-1,6-mannosyltransferase (gene MNN11). The transcript has a single exon. Gene Ontology annotation, molecular function: alpha-1,6-mannosyltransferase activity. The coding region runs from base 1 to 1269 and encodes 422 amino acids. Lineage: Eukaryota; Fungi; Ascomycota; Saccharomycetes; Saccharomycetales; Saccharomycetaceae. Gene Ontology annotation, biological process: protein N-linked glycosylation. Gene Ontology annotation, cellular component: Golgi membrane; mannan polymerase complex. The record is from RefSeq and is a predicted model, not a curated record.
AUGGCAAUCAAACCAAGGACGAAGGGCAAAACAUACUCAUCAAGAUCGGUGGGGUCGCAGUGGUUCAACAGACUUGGUUUCAAGCAGAACAAGUACGGAUUUUGCAAAUUUUUGUCGAUAAUAACAGCCUUUAUUUGUAUUCUUUAUUUUUUCUCCAAUCGGUUCUAUCCAAUUUCUCGUUCCACGAGUGUAUCAUAUUCUCCAUCUCACGGGCUGUAUAUUAAUGAAAUUCCUGCCUCCAGCCGGUUGAUUUACCCACAUGUAGAACAUGUACCUGUGUUAAAGCAAAUGACCAUUAGGGGACUUUAUAUUACGAGGCUGGAAAUGGAUGGCAGUAAAAGAUUAGUUCUGAAAUCUGAAGAGACUGCUUUGACGGAUGAAGAAAAAAAAAAGACUACUGAUCAAAUCCUAUUGGUGAAGCACUCGUUCUUGGACCACGGUAAGUUAGUAUAUCGUAAGAGUAAUGAUGCACCUGAAGUAGUUGUAGUAACGCUAAUAGACUUUGAAAACUAUGAUUUAGAAACGAUUAUCCAAAUUGUUCAAAAUAGGGUUGAUUACGCUCAAAAGCACCAAUAUGGUGUCUACAUCCGUUGGAUACAGGAAUUCUUGCCUGUUAUAGAAAACCAGAAUCUGGCUGAAAGUUACGAGUUCAUUAAACCAUUGAUGAUAAGAGCCGCCAUGCAUGCCUUCCCAACUGCCAAGUAUAUUCAUUUCGUUGAUCAAGAUGCCCUAUUGAUGAAUCUUGAUCUUUCUUUACAAAAGUACCUGUUAGAUCCGAAGAUUAUGGAUUUGGCUUUACUGAAGAACGUUCCUGUUGUGGCCAAUUCGAACAUCAAGACAUACAAUCACUUUGAAUACAACUCUGCAAAGAUCAUCAUUCCGCAUGAUGUGAAUGGUAAUAUAGAUACGUCUUCCUUUGUUGUUGCCAAUGACUUUUACGGUCAAGCUCUGAUAGACUAUUUGAAUGAUCCGUUGCUGAGAAAUUUUCCAUGGGAUAAUACCGGUGAUAAACUGAGUGCUGCUAUCGGUCAUAUUUUACAGUGGCAUCCUACAUUACUGGGUAAGACGGCGAUCGUCAUACCAAAAGUUUUGGCAAGUCAAUACGAUGCAUCUUUGGAUCAAGAAGGUGAGUCUGGAAACGGUGCUUCUGGUGGCGAUGUUUACCACUAUAAUGAAGGUGACUUAGCUGCUUCCUUUAAGGGAUGUAGAUCUAGAGGUACGUGUGCUAGUGAGAUAGGUCACAUGUACAAGAAAAUCAAGAAAUCUUGA